CCCUUUCUAGCAUCGCGAGACUCUCUCCUCCCUCACCCUGUUCCCUACGCUCCCAGUCGCCCGCGCCCGCUGCCAGACAGAGGCAGGGAUGGCGAGCCGCGGAGCCGGGGUGGUGACGAGAGCAGCAGUUCCGCCAUUGGACGAGGAAGCCUGAGGGACGGGCCAGCGUGGUGAACAAGGAGAGACCAAAGCGGGUGGCCCCGAGAGAGCCAGAGCAAUGGAGGCCAACAUACCGAAGCGGAAGGAGCCUGGCAAGUCCCUGCGUAUCAAAGUCAUCUCCAUGGGCAACGCCGAAGUGGGAAAAAGCUGUAUUAUAAAGCGAUACUGUGAGAAAAGAUUUGUGUCUAAAUACCUUGCAACAAUUGGAAUUGACUAUGGAGUCACAAAGGUACAAGUCAGAGACAGAGAAAUCAAAGUUAACAUCUUCGAUAUGGCUGGACAUCCCUUCUUCUAUGAGGUUCGUAAUGAGUUUUACAAGGACACACAGGGUGUGAUACUGGUCUAUGAUGUUGGGCAGAAAGAUUCCUUUGAUGCCCUUGAUGCAUGGCUGGCAGAAAUGAAGCAAGAUCUUGGACCUCACGGAAACAUGGAAAAUAUUGUAUUUGCAGUGUGUGCCAACAAGAUCGACUGUGCUAAGCACCGCUGUGUUGAUGAAAGUGAAGGACGUCUUUGGGCUGAAAGCAAAGGGUUCCUGUAUUUCGAAACUUCAGCUCAAACUGGAGAAGGAAUCAGUGAGAUGUUCCAGACCUUUUAUGUAUCCAUAGUUGAUUUAUGUGAAAACGGCGGGAAACGUCCUAUCACAAAUAGCAGUGCUAGUUUCACCAAAGAACAAGCAGACACCAUUCGCAGAAUUCGAAAUAGUAAAGAUAGUUGGGACAUGUUGGGAGUCAAACCUGGGGCCUCAAGAGAUGAAGUCAAUAAAGCAUAUCGGAAACUUGCUGUGCUGCUUCACCCUGACAAGUGUGUAGCACCUGGUAGUGAAGAUGCCUUCAAAGCCGUUGUGAAUGCCCGAACAGCCCUUCUGAAAAACAUCAAAUAGAAAGUAGAAAAAAAGACAAGUGUGGGCCUCAAGUCCAAACAGACUUUCCCUAGAGGUAAAAUAGCCAACAUGGGUUUUUCCUCCACAAAAUUUUACAGCUCUUUUCACUCAUGUGCUGUCAUUUGUAAAUCAGUAAGUCGGGUGCCUGUUACCAUGCCAUAGACAUUUUGCAGAGAGAUGAAGUGAAGAGAACCAAGCGCCACUUAUACACGGCCAUUCAUUUCCUACUUCUGAAUGAUGUAAGAUUUUUUUCUCAUGAGUUUGUUAGCUCUGUCAGUGUACCAUCCCUUAGGCACUUUGCUCAGGAAAGUCCAUGAGGUUUCUGGAAGGAGGAUAGGAGGAUCCUUUCACUUUUUCUUUUUAAAAAAAUUCAUCAUCAGAGAAGAAAACACAGAUGGAAGCAGACAUAGCAGAAUCCCUGAAAGUGUGAUGACCUCACAAGCAAGUUGCCCCUUUUACAGUGAGUUUCUUAGGUAGUAUUUUAAGCAUCAAUCUAUAGUUAAUGAACUCUUGGCAGCCCUUUGGAAGUGAAACGAGGUGAUACAAUUCUGAACUGAGCAGCCCUUUUGUGACGUUCACUCUGUUCCCCUUCUCCAGCCACAGGGGGAGAGACCAGCCAGUCCUAAGAGAGCAGAGACAGUGAUGGCGGCCGCAAGUUCUGGUACACUGGCUGCUGCUAGUCCUGCCCCUGAAUCUGACGCCUCUCCCUGGCCGUGGAAGUGGGUGCUGGUAGCUGCAGGGAGCAUCAUCGCCUAGGAAUCAGGAGUCAGACUCCAAGACAGUAGUGCCUGCAGGUCACACUAGAUUGAGCACACGUGCCCAGAGGGCACGGCCGGCCUGGCUCGGGCAUGUUUGAUGCCCUAGGAGAGCCUCCAUAUGAGGCUUAUGCCGUCUUUGUUUCUGCAUCACUUUCUGCAUCACAGCAGGUGGGAAAGGCCAGGGUGCCGGGCCUCCUCUUCACUUCCUCAUCAGUGUUAGUUCCCUCUUUCUUCCCUCUUCUCUUUCUGUGCACAUCUGCCACCAUUUCUCUCUUCUUGAAUCCCUGCCUUCCGGCUCUUGACUCCUCCAUCCUCCUGUGCAGCCUUCACCUGGGCCUGGUUGACCAGAGACAAGUUAUGGGUCCUUUGGGUGGUGGACAGAGAGAUCUUAAGGCCUGUGUGGGAAGAAUCUCUGUUACUUUUGCUUGGGUUACAAAUUUCUGAUUAGUAAUAUUUUUAAGCUACAGAUUAUGAAAAUCAAUUUCACAUAGAGAAAUACAUUCUCUUGCCGUAGUAUCUUCCUCAGUAUCCAAGGGAUGGAUGAAGAUCAAGUGUGAGGACCAGCCUUUCUUCCAGAGCUUACAGAACCAGUGUCACUGCGUGGCUCGUUACACCAUCACUCUCAUGUUACUCAGAUUUUUAGCUGUGACCAGGCUGCACUAAUUGGGGCUUUAAAGUAUGUAAAACAUUACUGUCUGUAAAUUUUAAGCAGCUAUCCCAUAUUGAUCGCCAAGGAGCAUUCACCUUACCACCGGAGAAGAAAAACCACUUUCGUUUAAUUCAAGCCCACUGCAGUCUUCUGGACU
Balaenoptera musculus (blue whale) is the source of this 2603-nucleotide messenger RNA. It is a transcript of the gene DNAJC27, whose product is annotated as DnaJ heat shock protein family (Hsp40) member C27. Gene Ontology annotation, molecular function: GTPase activity; GTP binding. The transcript has 7 exons. Bases 218 to 1039 code for a protein of 273 amino acids. The record is from RefSeq and is a predicted model, not a curated record. NCBI's taxonomy places the organism in Eukaryota, Metazoa, Chordata, Mammalia, Artiodactyla, Balaenopteridae.